AUGGCCAUUGAUUUAAAAGACUUAGUCAAAGAUUCCCAACAAACUAUAACUUCUUUAUGCGAUAAGAUAGUGGACUUUCUGAGCAACCCAAACAGCCUUAGUUAUUCUCUUGUGAUGAUAGGUUGUGCUCUGUUAUGCAUAGUCCUUGUAAUAAUAGGAAUUAUCCUAACCGUCGUUACUUGCCGGCAAUUGAAGAAACAAGAGUUGGAUGCUCAAGCUCUUUAUACUCCCAAUAAAGCCAAGCCAACCAGGUCCGAUGCUUUAUCUUCCACGCAUACGACAAUCCCGAUGUUUAAUGACAACGACAAGUUUGAUCAAAGUCAUUGGUAUGAUGAGUACACAGACAAACAAUGCACGACGACCACAUUUAAGCCCCGGGGCCCAAGACGAGAGACAUUCGUAUAA
This is a messenger RNA of Nematocida homosporus, 405 nucleotides long. RefSeq lists its product as uncharacterized. The record is from RefSeq and is a predicted model, not a curated record. Lineage: Eukaryota; Fungi; Microsporidia. The transcript has a single exon. Bases 1 to 405 code for a protein of 134 amino acids.